This is a messenger RNA of Photinus pyralis (common eastern firefly), 664 nucleotides long. Its product is annotated as neuroparsin-A-like. The transcript is spliced from 4 exons. The record is from RefSeq and is a predicted model, not a curated record. The coding region runs from base 86 to 385 and encodes 99 amino acids. NCBI's taxonomy places the organism in Eukaryota, Metazoa, Arthropoda, Insecta, Coleoptera, Lampyridae.
UUCCAUACGAGUACCAUCAUUGCUCCCUCGCGGCUAUAGAUUCGUAUAUCGAGAUCUCAACACCACUCCUGUCGCCCCCAACGAGAUGUGGGUUUCGUCGAUCGUGUCCUUAUCAGUUAUCCUAAUUACCUUUACCCAUAUGACUGACGCAAGGUGGGUUUGUAAUCCAUGUGCAACUGAAGAUGAAUGCGAAAGGGAGCCUAUUGAAUUUUGUAUGUGGGGUGAGGCGCGAGAUAGUUGCAACAGGCGAGUCUGUGCAAAGGGUCCAGGGGAAAGGUGCGGCGGUCCAUUAGGCAUCUUAGGACAAUGCGGUGAUGGAAUGAUGUGCAAAAAGGACGAGAGAUGCCACGGGUGCUCAACUCAAACAUUCCAGUGCCAUCCGUAGUUUCGGUGAUUGCCGACGAUCUCAGUUACUUUCGAAAAUCAGUAUUAUGUAGCUAUAUUUUAAUUUUUUAAAAAAAGCUGCACUUUUUAUGGUCAUUACCAGGCAUGGACGCAUAUUAUGUUGCGUCUUCUUGUGAUCCUUAGAUUAUUGGUUUAUGUGUUCAAUUAGGUACAGUAUACCUGAUUUUAUUAGAUUAUAACUAUUUAUUGCUUGUCUGGAGUUGUAAAGGAGAUCUCAAAAAAGUAUGGAAAAAUAUAAACCACGGAUAAAUUAUUUGUA